CGAAAGGAGCAACACAGAAGUGGUGCAGCGACUCAGAACUGCUGGGUGUGGUUCCUGUGUGGUGCUUGGACCAUCUUGCUUUUUGAAGAAAGUCUCCCCUUGCAUGUCUCAUAUUCUAACCAACAGGGAUCUUGAGAUCAACAACGUGAGGCUUGUCACCAAGAUUGUAGCGAGAUGUCUCUGCCCUCCGUGUACCAGCACAAGUUUGCGGAGAAGCUGACGAUCCUUAAUGAGCGAGGCAAAGGGGUUCUCAUUCGCAUGUACAAUAUCAAGAAGACAUGCAUGGAUCCCCGGAGCAAGCCAGCCUUCUUCACUGAGAAAACCAUGGAGUCCUCCAUCAAAUAUAUUAAUAAGAAGUUCCCCAACCUGGAUACACGGAGCAUGACGCAACAUUUGGGCCCAGUGCACAAAGACAAAGCAGAUAUUUUCCGGGCUCUCGGUGCCUACUAUCACACCUUUGUGGAUGUAAUGGAAUUUCGGGACCAUGUCUAUGAGCUGCUGAACACCAUUGAUGCCAGCCAGUGCUACUUUGACAUUCAUGUGAAUUACGAUUUCACCAAGAAUUACCUUGACCUAAUUGUCACCUAUGCAUCUGUCAUCUUACUCCUUUCCCGCAUUGAUGACCGCAAGGCCCUGAUUGGCUUGUACCACUGCACCUAUGAGAUGAUCCAUGGAACCAGUGAUGCCAGCUAUCCUCGUUUGGGUCAGAUGAUCCUUGAAUAUGAGAACCCCUUGCGCAAGUUGAUGGAGGAGUUUGGACCCCAUACCAAGGCUGUGAGCAACGCCCUUCUCUCAGUGCACUUCCUCUUUGCCCGGAGAAACCACUCCGCUGAGCAGUGGCGAAGUGACCAGCUCUUCAGUCUGAUUAGCAACCCUGCAGGCAUGUUGGCUCCUGUCAGUUCGGACACGAUGGCUUGUGAAUACCUAUCUCUGGAAGUUUUGGAACGAUGGAUUGUGAUUGGAUUCUUACUAUGCCACAGCUGCUUGGGCUCAACACAGAGCUGCCUGGAUCUGUGGCGAGCAGCUCUCCGGAGCUCACUGUACAUCACUCUAGUACGGGAUGAAGUGCUUCCUGUUCACAAGGUCAUAGAGGAGGCCUUCAGUGGAAUCAAAGGUUAUGGCAAACGUACAGCUGAUAUCAAAGAAUGUAAAGAGUAUGCUGUGACACACAGUGGGCUGUUGCAUCGAGGACGGCGUCAUUUCCUGAGGAAUGCUGUGAAGGAGAUGGAAGCCAUCCUGGCCAAUGAACCUGGGCUCUUGGGGCCAAAGGCUGUUUAUGUCUUCAUGGCCCUGUCGUUCUGCCGUGAUGAAGUCACCUGGCUAUGCCGACACAGUGAACAUGUCAGCAAGGGCAAGAACCCAGAGGAAUUCACUGACAGCUACCUGGCUGAGAUUCUGUUUCUGAUGGAGAAGCUCCGCAAUCUGGUCCGGAAGCACCAAAAUGUUCUCCAACGCUACCACGUACAAUACUUGACACACUUUGACGUCCAGGUGCUCAGUGACAUCAUCCAGGACCUGACUGUCUGCCCUGAGGAGGAGUCUGUGAUUAUGUCAUCCUUUGUGAGCUCAGUCUCAUCCCUAACCAUCAAGCAAGUUGAUGAGAAGGAGAAAUUUGAUUUCACUGGGCUGCGGCUGGAUUGGUUCAGGUUGCAGGCAUACACCAGCGUCACAAAGGCCCCACUGCAGUUGAGGGAAAAUCACGACAUUGCUAAGGUGAUGAACCUCAUUAUCUUUCACACAAAGAUGCUGGACUCUGUGGAGGAGCUAAUGGUGGAGACCUCAGACCUUUCCAUAUUCUGCUUUUAUGUGCGCUUCUUGGAGAAACUCUUUGCAUCCACCAUGGAGGAACCAUCCAUGCUGCGCUAUGCCAUUGCUUACCCAUAUUUGUGUACUGACUUCUGCCAUGCUACCCAUCCUUUGUGCCCUGAGGAGGUUCCUCAUCUGCGGACCUGUGCCUUGAGCCUGUGCAACAGCUUUCUGGAAGAGAUGGCUAAACAAACCUGUAUUUGCAUCCUGGAUAUUUGUGCUGAGCAGUAUAACCUAACUGAGAAGCUAUUGCCCAAGUACUGUGCUGCCACCAUCAGCAAGGCACGGAACAAGAGAGCCCAGAAAGUAGCCAAGAAAGGAGAACCAGAGAGGGAUAAACCUGGUGCAGAGAGCCACCGAAAAGAUCGUAGCCUGGCCACCAAUUUGGACAAGCUACAUAUCACAUUGACUGAGCUUUGCUGGAGCCUCAAUCAAGUCACCAGCUUUGUGGUCUUUGAGCAUACAGUGACCCCAGCAGAGUAUCUUAGCAGCCAGCUGGAGACUCGCCUCAGCAGGUCCUUGGUGCUGCUGGCAAAGCCAAACCCAACUUCCCCAGAGUUAUCACGCCCCUCGGAAGUAUUGGCUGGUGUGCAGGCCUAUGCUACUUUCCUGGUGUCAUUGAUGCAUCGUGUGGCGCUAGAUACUGGGCGCCUCCUCCGUAGUGUGCUUCUGCAGCAGACUCAGCCAUUGGAUGCAAAUGGCGAGCAGACCCUCACCACUCUCUACACUAAUUGGUACUUGGAGUCACUUUUGCGCCAAGCAAGCAUGGGGUGUAUCGUCUUUUCACCAGCAAUGAAAUCCUUUGUCAGCAUACCAAAGGAAGGGGAGCAAAUCUUCAGUGCUGAAGAAUAUUCUGAUGUCUCAGAGAUGCGAGCAUUAUCAGAACUCCUUGGACCCUAUGGAAUGAAGUUCUUAAGUGAUAACCUCAUGUGGCACGUGACCUCACAGAUGGUGGAGCUAAAGAAACUGGUCACUGAGAAUAUGGAUGCGCUUGUUCAAAUCCGGUCAAAUUUCUAUCAGCCAGAGCAGAUGGCAGUACUAUUGCCACGCCUAACAUCUGUAGAAAAUGUAUUGAAGAGGAUGACCAUCAUUGGGGAGAUUUUGUGCUUCCGGUCCAUGGCUCAGGAGGGUCUCCGAGAGGUCUUCACCAAUCAUUGCCCUUUCCUAAUGGAACCCGUCGAGUGCCUAAAGGAAUUUGUCAACCCAGACAUGGACAUAAAGGUGACCCUGACCAUUUUCGAACUAGCCACAGCUGCGGGGGUGCCUUGUGACAUUGAUCCGGCCCUUGUGUGUGCCCUUUCCAAUCUGAAGAAAGAUAGCUCUUCACCAGAGGAGGACUACAAGAUUGCCUGUCUUCUGCUGGUCUUUGUAGCUGUGUCUCUGCCUCUCCUGGCCAAUGACGCCUCCUCAGUUUAUACCACUGACAUCAAUGGCUAUAGCAACAACAUCCACUGCCUUGCCAAAGCCAUCAUACAGGUGUCAGCUGCUCUCUUCACUGUUUACAACAAGAACAUUGAAACUCACCUUAAAGAAUUCCUGAUGCUGGCCUCCGUUAGCCUCUUGCAGCUGGGGCAAGAAGCAGAUCGAAUGAAAGCAAAGAACUGGGAAUCGAUUUCACUGCUCAUGCAUUUGCUUGUAGAGGAGUCAUCCUUCUUGACAACAGACAUGCUGGAGACCUGCUUCCCUUACGUACUGCUGCGUAAUGCGUACCGCGAGGUGUCCAGGAGCUCCGCCUUGAACCGGCUUCCUGCACAUUGACCUGCUUUCGCUUCACCCAUAAUUCAAAGGGACAUGAGUCACAGUUGCUUGUCAAGACAAUAAAUCCGAGGUAGACAGGCAGAGCAGUGCGGAAUCUAGAGCAGGAGUCUCUUUUAUGGGUCUUAGUUUGCUGCCUAAUAGCAAUAAUGUCCAUUUGAAUGUUCGGCAAGUAAAAUGGACAGCGUUGCUUUGACAAGUGAAAAUGCUUCCUGUAAAGCAAAGCAGUGAGGAGUGACAUCCUAAUUUCUGUAAUAGUUCCAUGAUGGUUGUCAGUCCUUCUUAGGAUGCCUGUUAGCAGAACAGGAGCCAGAGAAGCUACUAAAUGCAGCUUUAAAAAAUUAGCCAUGAUGAUUGUUAUUUUGCCAGCAAAACAUCCAGCCUUGAGUUUCUCAGUGUUAACAUCACUGAUCUAAAGCUUGCGUUGUUGCCCUCUACAGAAACCAAUCCUAAACUUCACCCUAAACAUCAGCAUGGGACAUCGUGUACAUUCUUCCUACCUUUCUCUUGCUUCUUCCACCCCCAUCAUUAUCUGGAUUGUAAGCUCCUUCUUUUUGCGACAUAUUAUCAUAUUCUUAACAUUCUGCAAUCAAAGUACAUGAACUUGAAUAAUGAUUAUUUAGUUAUCAGAUGUAAUAACAAUUACUGCUUGCAAUGAAUUGUGCUCAGAUAUAUUAAUCUAAUCAUGUACCCAAAAUGUAAGCUGUUUUUACUGUCACAUGCUUUGACUUUGAAAAAAUCCUAAGAACAGUCAUUUUUGAAAAAGUGAUGAGAUUUUUAUUCAGACGAUUUCUCCAUUUUCUGCACAGUUGUUUUCCACAGGGCUGCAUUCAAAUGGCUCCAUGGUCAGAUGAGGGCAGGCAAACAAACAACCAACAGGUAUAUAUGAUUGAUAGAUGACUAUCAUGUGGAUUGACCUCUACCUGAGCAUAUAACUUUAUCAUAUGUGACUCAUACUUGCUGCAGACUAGCUUAUAUUCUUCAUAUUUUCGAAAAAGUGUUUCAUGUCUUUGCAAGAGUUGGCUCAGUGUAUUAAAAUGUUUCAUCUGUUUUGUAUUUAACUACACUUGACCUGCAAAUAAAAAUAACGAAUCCCUGCCA
This is a messenger RNA of Anolis sagrei ordinatus, 4662 nucleotides long. It is a transcript of the gene NCKAP1L, whose product is annotated as NCK associated protein 1 like. Gene Ontology annotation, cellular component: SCAR complex. Lineage: Eukaryota; Metazoa; Chordata; Lepidosauria; Squamata; Anolidae. The record is from RefSeq and is a predicted model, not a curated record. Gene Ontology annotation, biological process: cortical actin cytoskeleton organization; cell migration; cell projection assembly.